Molecule: messenger RNA, 2020 nt
Organism: Callorhinchus milii (elephant shark)
Lineage: Eukaryota; Metazoa; Chordata; Chondrichthyes; Chimaeriformes; Callorhinchidae
Gene: lck
Product: LCK proto-oncogene, Src family tyrosine kinase
Exons: 14
Coding region: 437-1963 (508 amino acids)
Biological process (GO): T cell differentiation; cell surface receptor protein tyrosine kinase signaling pathway; B cell receptor signaling pathway
Cellular component (GO): extrinsic component of cytoplasmic side of plasma membrane
Molecular function (GO): ATP binding; signaling receptor binding; non-membrane spanning protein tyrosine kinase activity
Source: RefSeq, a predicted model, not a curated record
CACAGAUCUCAGCCUCACCAAACAGUGUCUUCUCUAUUGCUCAUCAUACAGGAAGUGGCUGAUUGACUUACCAGCACUGCAGAUAGUCUGGAGUCUCUCUGAGGUGAACCUGCUUUCACCCAGAAAGUUCCUACUAAAUCAGAGAACCAUGAGACAGAAAAGCUGUUGAUUUACUUGAACGGAAUUUUUACAAUAGGAUUACGCCGUCUUGAUUCCAGAUUCAAACUAGAACGUCGAAACACUCGCAAGAGGUGAUACCAACUUCAGUCUCCAUUUUUCUUCCUGCGUCAAUGGUGCUAUGUAGAGGAAAUACAGUUGACAAGAAAUAAAGGGCUCAACAAUGACGGAAAGUCCUGACAGUCAGUGUGAGGCAACGUAAAGUCUUUCCUGGGUGAAAGUGGCUUAUCUGCAGCUUUAACAAGUAAAAGAUUUGACGAUGGGCUGCAAUUGCAGUUCGGAGUACGAUGACGAUAAUUGGAUAGAGGAUAUGUGCGAGCAAUGCAAAAUCGAGUAUGAACGCGAGCAGAAGCAAUACCAGCAACAUAAUUAUCCUGACAUCCAGAACCCUCUGGUGUCGUAUGAACCCCAGUCGCCACCACCUAUGUCUCCCUUUCCAGGUGAUAUAUUCGUGGCCAUUUACAGCUAUCAACCAGCUCACGAGGGUGACUUGGAAUUCAACAAAGGAGACAAGCUGAAGGUUCUAACUCAGCAGGGAGAGUGGUGGAAUGCGCAAUCUUUGUUGACAGGACAAACAGGAUAUAUUCCAUGGAAUUUUGUGGCCAAAGCACACUCACUCGAAACUGAACAGUGGUUCUUUAAAGAUCUGAGCCGGAAAGAUGCUGAAAGGCAGCUCCUCGCCCCUGGCAACACCAAGGGCUCCUUCUUAAUCAGAGAGAGCGAGACGGUUCAAGGCUCCUUUUCUCUGACUGUGCGGGACUUUGACUCGCAACAAGGAGAUGUGGUGAAACACUACAAAAUUCGCUCAUUAGAUAAAGGAGGCUGUUACAUUUCUCCCCGGAUAACCUUCAACAAUAUACAUGAGUUAGUGCAACAUUAUACAGUUAACUUGGAUGGUUUAUGUCAGUUGUUGGUAAAACCAUGUCAGAAUCGGGCGCCACAGAAGCCAUGGUGGCAGGAUGAGUGGGAAGUCCCUCGGGAGUCGCUGAAACUGGAGCAGAAAUUGGGAUCAGGGCAGUUUGGAGAUGUCUGGAUGGGCUGUUAUAACAACCACACCAAAGUGGCCAUCAAGUGUCUGAAGACCGGCAGCAUGUCUCCCGAAGCCUUCCUGGCCGAGGCCAAUUUGAUGAAGACUCUGCAGCACGACAAGCUGGUGCGAUUGUACGCUGUGGUGACGGAGGAACCGAUCUUCAUCAUCACCGAAUACAUGUCAAAUGGGAGCUUAGUUGAUUUUCUCAAGACAUCCGCAGGAGCCAAACUCACUAUAUAUAAGCUCAUUGACAUGGCAGCACAGAUUGCAGAGGGAAUGGCUUUUAUUGAAAGGAAAAACUAUAUUCACCGAGACCUCCGAGCAGCCAAUAUCCUGGUGUCAGAUACUGUCAACUGUAAGAUUGCUGACUUUGGCCUUGCCCGGCUCAUUGAAGACAAUGAAUACACCGCAAGAGAGGGAGCUAAAUUCCCCAUCAAGUGGACAGCACCAGAAGCUAUCAACUACGGCACAUUUACCAUUAAGUCAGACGUCUGGUCAUUCGGGAUCCUACUUACGGAAAUUGUAACGUUUGGACGAAUACCAUAUCCAGGAAUGUCUAACCCUGAAGUGAUUCAGAGUUUGGAACAGGGCUAUCGAAUGCCAGCUCCUGAAAACACUCCAUUUGAACUGUACAGCGUGAUGGGUCGCUGCUGGAUGGAGAAGCCUGAAGACCGUCCCACCUUCGAUUACCUGCAAAGUGUCCUCGAGGAUUUCUUCACAGCCACGGAAUCCCAAUACCAGCAGCAGCCCCAAUGAGGGCAGCAUUCAAACAACUGAUUGGGGAAAUGAACCUUGGAAAUGAUUCUUUGAACA